Molecule: messenger RNA, 2423 nt
Organism: Apaloderma vittatum (bar-tailed trogon)
Lineage: Eukaryota; Metazoa; Chordata; Aves; Trogoniformes; Trogonidae
Product: KIAA0586 ortholog
Exons: 16
Biological process (GO): smoothened signaling pathway
Cellular component (GO): ciliary basal body; centriole
Source: RefSeq, a predicted model, not a curated record
GUACAAAGGUGAAAUCGGCCAGAACACAGACGUGUUCUCGCACACAGAAGGUGGUCACUAGCCCUGGGAAACACCAUCCCUUGAGUGCACUUGCCCCAGACAAUCGGUAUCUUUUCAGUCUAAGUCGAGAGGUGCCUGCUCCUGUCUGUGGUCCACUUGAAGGUCACCUAAUUCCUAUGGCUAUUCCACUAGGUCAACCCCAAAUUCGUGACGUCUCCCCGCAGCCUGCUAGGGUGGUUAUGGGUAAACCGCAUCCUGUUACAAUUACAACCUCUCUUCCUCAAGUGCCACCAAAACCACCGGUUGAGAUAAAAAAACCAAACAUAGCUGUAAUAGAGAUGAGAUCAGAGAAAAAGGAUCCACCUCAACUGUCUGUGCAGGUGUUACCAAAUGUAGAUAUUGACAGUAUUUCGAGUGACAGUGUGAGCGUAAACCACGUUCUUCCAGGCUCUGAACCUGCACUUCCUCCUGUUGAUACUGUAAUACAGACUCCAGAAGAUCUACAUAGUGAGGAGGAAGAUGCAAACUUUCCGGGAACUAAUUUCAUUGAUGUUACUGAUGUCAUGCAGGAUCAGGAAGAAGAGAGGGAUGAAAUUCCAGAAUUCUUUGAGCCUCUUCUGGAGCUUAAUGGAGAGUUUAGAGUUGCCUCUCCAAAAUACAACGGACCUUUGUUUCCUCCACUAGCUUCUGCUCCUCAGCAGUGUUCUGAUGUUUUGGAUGAACUGAUUCAAAGGAGAGAAACUAUAGAAAACAGGUUGAUAACGUGGGUGGAACAAGAAAUAAUGGCAAAAAUUAUCAGUGGGUUGUACCCAGUUCAGAAAGAAAGAAUGCCCAGUGUUAGCACCUCAGAGAGUGAAGACAGUGAGACUGUAACCUCUGACAUUGUUGAAGUUGUAGGUGGUGGAGGAUUUCAACUCUUUAUCGAUGCUGGUGUGCCUGUGGACUCAGAAAUGAUAAGUCAUUUUGUAAAUGAGGCUCUCAGUGAAACAGUUGCGACCAUGCUGGGUAACAGGGAGGCUCAGAAAGCAGUUCCUGAUAUAAACGUUCUUCCAAGAACAAUGGCUGUGAUGGAGUCUCUUGUGCCUACUCCAUUGCCAACACCCCAGGCCACACCACCACAAACACCACCUUCAGCAAAAGAAUUGCCUCCGGUCAAAACUCCAGACUCUUCUCUAUCUCUUACAGAAAUGAGUGGGGAUGUUCGCAAACAUGAAAAAAUUAAAGAAACAGGCGUUGAGACUGUGGCUGCCAUGAGUCGUGUUGGCACACCUGUGGUUACCCCAGUCAAUACACCACCUAGGACAAUCACACCGAGCCCUUCUGCCCCAGAGUGGGUCUCCGAAGCUGCAAAAAUGGGAAGUCUAAAGCCUUCAGACCCCUGGGAUGAUGCAGAACUUCCUCUGGAAGAAGAGAAACCCAGUCCUUCAACUGAAGAACUAUUCCCUCCCAGGGCUGUUGAGAUGUCAGUGGCUAAUGAUGAGGAACCAGAGGCCUUGAUUUUACCACCUCAGCAGCCAUCAGAAAGGCACUUGGAGUCGCUUCCUUGCGAUCCCCAGGUCCCAUCACCUGUCCCUACAGUUAGUUCUGGGCCGUCCACACAGGAAAGCAGCCUCACCCUCACAGAAACAGAAACUACAGACAGACCCAUCUCAGAGGGGGAGGUACUCUUCAGCUGUGGACAGAUGCUGGCUGCAAGAGGAGGAGGACUAUCUCUUCCAAACCUCUCUGAGAGCUUAACCAGUACUUUACAAGAUGCCAAUGAAAUGGAUUAUGAUCCUCCCAGUGAAGGGCAAGUGGUAAGAAGACCGGAUAAAGGCUAUCACAGGGAUCCUGUCUUGACUCUUUUGGCCAAAUUAAAUCAAGCACCUGUUGCUGCACAAGGAGGAAUGUACCAUUUGGGGGAUUCUGACGAUAGUGUUGGGGAGCUCAGUGAAGGUCAAAGACCGAGACUGACCAGAGCAGCAGAGAGAAUCCUGAUGGGCCCUUCGAUUUCUAUGGCCCACCUGACUGCUCGGACUUCGGAGAACGGACUAGACGGGCAGCUCACCCAAACUGGAGAAAUUCUUGAAGAUGCAGAUAUGAAUUGUGGUCUAAUGCUUAUGGCCGAACUGGAUUCGCAGCCACUUAGAAAUCCUGUUCUGCAAGCAGCCCAUCCAGGCUGCAGAGCAACAUCUCCCUCAGAGGAUUUGUCCCAGGAGGAAAGCCAAGGAGCUGCACAAGUUGAGACUGUGAGACCCCGUGUUAUUCAUGUGAGAAGGAAGUCUGAAGAGAUGCAACAAGAAGGAGAGGAUGCUGCCCCACAUUCACAUGUUUCUGCGACAAAGGUGCCAGUGAAGCUGCCUUCCAUGAACACAGAUAACCAUACAGAGAGUACGAGCAGUAUACGUGGUGAUUCGGAUUCUUCAGGGCCAGAUACAUUUUAA